GCCCUGCUCUGACUUGCCGACGAUGUGAGCCUCGCUGAACAUUGCACCGCUUCAUCCACUGCUUUACACCCAGUACAUCGCAGAAUGCUCCUCAGCCUUAUUGCUCUGUUGGCCUACGCUUGCUUCAUCGCAGCCGACCCGGCUGAAGAUGUGCAGGCCCUGUGCAAUGCGGCUAACAAUGCCUACUGCUUCUACUCGCCCAUCGCGGCCUUUCUAUGGAGCAUCCCAGAAGUCAAGACCGAGACUGGCUCCAUCCUCGCCCAGGAUCGCGAUGCCGUCGGCUCAGUCACGUAUCUCCUCGACGAAGGCAGCACUGGAGAGUACAUCAUCUUCUGCAAGAGUGUCGGGUCCAAUCGCUUCACCUUCUCGCUUGGUCUGCCUGGAAGCCAGAUCACGAGUGAUCCCGCUUCGAGAGGGCCUGCCCGCGUGUACUUCAACGACAAUCCGGACGUCUAUGCUAGUCCGGGCCAGACGAUCAAGAGCUCCACACCUGGCGUCGAUGCGACAGUGACGUGUCCUCACUAAGCGGCGGUGUCGUGACAGCUAAAGAGGUCCUGUGACCUGCCCAUCCCUCCGAAUCGAUGUCCACCUCUCCCUCGUCGCGAGCGUUGCCCCCGUACCCUUGCGCCAGUGAUCGUGACUGUCACGCCGUGACCCUGGCCCUUGAUUGACCCUGACCCUGACCCUUCAUUGCCGCUCGCCCGCAAAAGCGGCGGGAGGUCUUCCGACGCACGUCAAGCAAGUCCAUUACCUGAUGCUCGAGCUGACACUCUUUGCUUCUCUCCUCAUCCUCACCCACA
This is a messenger RNA of Jaminaea rosea, 800 nucleotides long. RefSeq lists its product as hypothetical. The record is from RefSeq and is a predicted model, not a curated record. Lineage: Eukaryota; Fungi; Basidiomycota; Exobasidiomycetes; Microstromatales. The coding region runs from base 85 to 525 and encodes 146 amino acids. The transcript is spliced from 5 exons.